GCCAUGUUGCCGGCUUGAUUUUACAGCAGAGCAGGCGUCAGGGGAUUGCUUUCUGUGCUGUGAGCGCUACUGCAGGGUGCUGUGAGGAGAACAUGGGUGAGCCAGGAAGCCACAGCAUGAAUGCAGUGACCUAUGAUGAUGUGCACAUUGACUUCACUCGGGAUGAGUGGGCCUUGCUCAAUCCUUCUCAGAAGAGUCUCUAUAAAGAUGUGAUGCUGGAGACAUACAGGAACCUCACAGCCAUAGGCUAUAGUUGGGAAGAUCAUAAUUUCAAAGAACAUUGUCAAAGUGCUAGAAGACAUGGAAGUUAUCUUUGCAGGUAUGAAAGAAGCCAUACCGGAGAGAAACCCUCUGAAUAUACACAAUGUGUUAAAUCCUUUGCAUGUUACAGUUUUCUUCACAGGCAUGAAAAAAUUCAUUCUUCAGAGAACCCAUAUGAUUGUAUUCAACAUGAUGAAGCCUUGGCAUGUCGCAGUUGUCCUCAAAUAUUUAAAAGAACACAUGCUGGAGAGAAACACUAUGAGUGUAAUCAAUGCAGUAAAGUUCUUGCCAGUCAUGGUCAGCUUCAAAAACAUAAAAAACCACAUUCUGGGAAGAAACCCUACACAUGCAAUCAAUGUGAUAAAGCCUUGUCACAGAACUAUACUCUCCAACUACACCAAAGAACAUAUACUGGAGAAAAACCUUAUCAGUGUAAUCAAUGUAGUAAAGCAUUUGCAAGUCAUGACCUGCUUCCCAGACAUGAAAGAACACAUAGUGGAGAGAAGCCCUUUGAAUGUAAUCAAUGUGAUAAAGCUUUUUCACGGCGCUCUGGACUCCAAAGACAUGAAAGAAUACAUACUGGAGAGAAACCCUAUGAAUGUACUGAAUGUGGUAAAGUCUUUGCAUAUAAUCAUCAUCUUCAAGUACAUAAAAGAACACAUACUGGAGAGAAGCCCUUUGAAUGUAAUCAAUGUGAUAAAGCCUUUUCACAGAACAGUGCUCUCCGCAUACAUCAAAGAACACAUACUGGAGAGAAACCUUAUCAAUGUAAUCAAUGUGAUAAAGCUUUUUCACAACUUAGUAGUCUCAAAACACACAAAAGAACACAUACUAGAGAGAAACCGUAUGAAUGUAAUGAAUGUGAUAAAGCCUUUUCACAGGUUAGUAGUCUCAAAAAACACAAAAUAACACAUACUAGAGAGAAACCAUAUGAAUGUGAUGAAUGUGAUAAAGCCUUUUCACAACUUAGUAAUCUCAAAGCACAUAAAAAAACACAUACUUUACAUGAAACCUAUGAAUGAAAUCAAUGUUGUAAAGACUUUUCACAACUUAGUAGUCACCAAAAUCAUUAAAGAACACAUACUGAAGUGAAUUCUUAUGAAUGUAGUCAAUAUGAUAAAGCUUUUGCAUGUGAUGGCCAGCUUCACAGAGAAAAAAAACACAUACAAAAGAGAAGCCCUUUGAAUGUAAGCAAUGUGGUAAAGAUUUUUCACAGAGCUCUCAACUUUAAAUACAGAAAGAAAAAAAAAAACCCUAGGAAUGUCAUCAAUGUGAAAAAGCCUUUUAAUAUGUUAGUAGUCUCCAACGUCACAAAAGAAUACAUACUGGAGGGGCUGGAGAGAUGGAUCAGAGGUUAAGAGCAUUGCCCGCUCUUCCAAAGGUCCUGAGUUCAAUUCCCAGCAACCACAUGGUGGCUCACAGACAUCUGUAAUGGGGUCGGGUCUGGUGCCCUCUUCUGGCCUGCGGGCAUACACACAGACAGAAUAUUGUAUACAUAAUAAAUAAAUAAAUAGAAUACAUACUGGAGAGAAAGCUUAUGACUGUAAUCAAUGUAAAGUCUUUACAUCCACCAAGGAACACAUGUUGAAUAUAAACCCUACAAAUUUAGCUAAUGUGGUAAAGCAUUUAUAUGUGUCAUUAGGCUUUGAAAUCUUGAGAAAAAAAAAGCUGCAGUGAAACUCUUUUUUUUUUUUGAGACAAAGUUUUUCCAUAGUAUUACAGUCUAUUUUUGUACUCACCCAUAGAAGAGGCUCACCUUGCACUCAGAGAUUUGUCUGUCUCUGCCUCUCUAGUGCUAGAUUAGAGGGGUGUGCCACCACUGUCUGACCAGAGGAACUCUUUAAGUAUAAUGAGUGUGGUAAAGUUUCCCUCUUCUUGGUAGGCUUUAUACAAGAGUAAAACUUUUAGUAAAUAAUAGGUCUUUUAAAGCCUUUGCAUAUCACAGUACUCUUUGAGGACUUGAGAAGAUUCAUAUUGAAGGGAAUGUGACUAUACAUGAUUGGUAAUAUUUUCAGGCAGCAUACAUUUAUGUAAAUAAAAUUGUAAAGAAAAACAUCUUCAAGUGUCAGCCAUCUGUUGAGUUUUCUACUUUGUUUGUACCAGUAAAAUUAUAUGGAUAGUUGUUCUGUGAAUUCAUUGAUUUCACACUUCUUCAAUUACAUAAAUGCACUUAUCCAAAUGUAAAAUUUUUUAGAUGUGUAUGAGGGCCUCUUAUGUGUCUGUGAUAAAGCAUAAUGUCUAAGUCAAUUUUUUAAUUUAGAGUUUAAUUUGACUUUGGGUUCCAGAGGUUUACAGGAUCACCAUGAAAAUGUCAUGAAAAAAAAAAGAAAAUGUCAUGAAAACAUGUUCAGAACUCACAUCCUCUUUCUGUAGCAGGAACCAGGGGUAGGAACUUGAAAUGAUGUGUGGAUGUACACCCUUAGCCACAACCCCCAUGGCAUAUUUCUUCCAGGGGUACUGUGUUUCCUAAAUCUUCCCAAAUGAUGCCAACAAUUUAGAAAGAUUAAUUUCUCUAACUUCAAGUCUACAUGCUUGCCUUUUCUUACACGAACCCAUUCUUGUUGAAGAAAAACUCUGUAAGUAAACCUUUAAAUGCCUUAGCAUGUGGGUUACAGGGAUGAAUGCCUAUUAGAGAAACAUUCAUGACUGAAAAUUGCAGUCUGUUUUUGGUAUAUUUGAUAAUAAUUUUAUUUAAUUUUAAUUGUGUGAUGUCCUUGUGUUUGCGUGGUAUAUGAAUGUUCAUGCUUCUUCCCAAGAAGGUUAAACCCUUGUGUAUUCCUGAAGUAAGAAGUACAGGAAGUUCUCAAAAACCUGAUAAAUAAACUGAAUAUAACUGCUUUUUCAUGUUUCUAGGCCUGUAAAUAUUUUUGAAACUUUUUAAUCAUCUUGAUAUCAGUGAAGAACUCAUACAAAAGACAAACCUUCCUCAUGUAAAUUAUUUGUUAUAGACUUUAGAUAUCACAGUUGGCAUAGUCUCAAGAAAUUUUUGUCUCAUGUGUUUUUCAUAAUUAUUUACUAUCAUCAUUCAAGACUAAUGAUAGAGAUGACCGCAUUAUGUUUUCUAAUUUGCAAUGUCGGAGAUAGAUAUUAAAGUGUUCUAUAGGUUUAGCGAAUCCAUUAAGUGAAGGUUAUUUUGUGGUCUUUGUAUUCCUGCUGUGGCUGGUUUUACUGAGAGAUAGGUAAUUUUCUGCUGAAAUAUAUAGAAUGAGAUGCCCAUCAUCUAAGUGUUACAUUGUUCACUAAAUAUCAGGCAGUGUUUGAUCAUGCUUUUCAAGGGUGUCUGUGAAAGGGGAGGUAAUUGUUUUUCUUUGUUUUGUUUUCCAUAUCUUUACAAAUUUCCUUGAAAUGUUA
Molecule: messenger RNA, 3612 nt
Organism: Alexandromys fortis (reed vole)
Lineage: Eukaryota; Metazoa; Chordata; Mammalia; Rodentia; Cricetidae
Product: zinc finger protein 431-like
Exons: 4
Coding region: 93-1283 (396 amino acids)
Biological process (GO): regulation of transcription by RNA polymerase II
Cellular component (GO): nucleus
Molecular function (GO): RNA polymerase II cis-regulatory region sequence-specific DNA binding; DNA-binding transcription factor activity, RNA polymerase II-specific
Source: RefSeq, a predicted model, not a curated record